UUAUUUUCUAUGUGCAAAAAUAAUAUAUAUAACUAUGUAUUCACCGUUGUCGCCUCAAGCUAGUCUUAGUUCAGAAUUAAGACAAAUUAUAAAUGAAAGAAAUAUGUUGAGCAUGCGGAGCCGUAUGAAGGUUCUACAUGCUUUAAAUGAAGAUAAUGAAAAAUGUACAGAGGAAAAAGAAAAAAUUCUGAGAUCACAAGCCAUUCAAGAAAUACUCACUACAGAAGUUACUUAUUUACAACAACUGGAAAUUUUAGCAGAAUUUUUUAUACAACCUAUUCUCGAGAGAAAAUUGUUGGACCAUCCAUUACUUGUCACCCUAGCUGAAAACAUAAAGACGUUAUAUAAUGUGAGUGGUGAACUGGUGGCAGAAUUAAAACGUAAUUCUGAUAACAUAGCUGGAGUGUUCCAUAAACUUGCACCAUUCUUUAAAUUAUAUUCUGUUUAUGCUUAUGAUUAUACACAAGUACUAAAUUUAUUACAGACAAAUGAAGAGAAUGAUUCUGUUUUUAAAAAAUUUAUUUGUGAUCAAGAAACAAGACCAGAAGUAGGCAGGAAAUUGUCUUCGUUGUUAAUUACACCAGUACAAAGGGUACCAAGAUAUCAAUUACUUGUUAAACAAGUAUUACAACAUACUCCUUAUAGACAUAGAGAAUAUCGACAUUUACAGACAUGUUUAGUUGAAAUUGAAAAAUCAGCGAAACACAUAAAUACUUUAAUCGCACAAAAUGAAGAAACACAAAAAUUAUUAAAUCUUCAGAAGUGCAUUGUUACUUCUAUUAACCUUGUCAAGCCUGGUAGAAUGUUAAUCAAACAAGGACCAUUGAUGCGUGUUUCAAGACGAGGCAAUUCAACUUAUAGACGAUAUUUUGUUCUUUUAAAUGACACUCUGUUAUAUUGUAAAGGUGAACCAGAGACAUCACUGAACAUAUCUUGCGUUCUACCAUUAAACAAGUGCAGUUUAAUCUGCGUUCUGAGCAAAAAAUUGUUCCGUAUAACAUGCUUGCAUGAAACAUUCUUAUUAUACUCAGAAAAUGCGGAUAGUGCCGAAUGGAUACAAUCGAUACAAAGUGCUAUUAAAAAAUAUACCGAAUGUCGACAAACUUUGAGAAAAGAAAGUAGCUCAAGAAAGCCACUUAGACAUAAAAAUAUUAAUGAGUUUUCAUCAGAUGAUAUACCAAAAAAACCUAUUAAAAGAAAAAGAUGUAUAAAAGAUGAACAGGUAUCGUUGGACACCUCCAAUAUAAUAUACUUUAAAAAGGAUAAUGAAAUGGAUGAGAAUACUCAAAGUAAUAAUAUUUGUUUAUCUCUUUCUACCAAAAGAUUUAAACAAAAUGAGUAUUCCAAAUCUGAUCAUACUUCCCUCCAAGUAAAAAAUACAAAACUGAAAUUAUGUAAAAAUAAAAAUACACAAUCUAUAUCUACUCAUAGAUGUUUAAAAAAAUCAAGUCACAGCAAUUAUGAGACUCUUCCAAUGACAACGAUGCAUGGAACAAGUUCUUGCUCGAUCACAUCGAACAACGAAGAACACACAUCGCCAUUUCAAAUAAUGAGUGAUUUUUUCACAUUUAUCGGUACAACAAUAAAAGACUUCUUCAUAUUCGUCUCUUCUGUGUCCAGAUCCAUUCUUGGAAUGCCAACGUUUCAUGAACCUUGCAGUAUGCUUCAUCAGGGCGAGGAACAGCUUGAGUAUCCAUUCCAAGAAUGGAUCUGGACAUGGAAGAAAUCUAUAACAAUGGAAGGCCCAUUAGAAAUAAAGAACUCCAGUGCAGGUGUGGAGGAGCCUAUAAAAUCUGAAGUUCUCGUACAAAAUUCUGAUAAUAACGAGCGAAGCGAUGCAGCUUCUCCACCUCCAAAUUGUAGCAUUUGCUUGGGAAAAUUAGUUAAUACAUCUUUCACAGACAGUUGUCUGCACCAAUUUUGUUUUACUUGCUUACUUCAAUGGUCCAAAAUUAAGACAGAAUGUCCUUUAUGCAAGCAAACAUUCAAAUCGAUUAUACACAAUGUAAGAUCAGAAGGAGAUUAUGAUCAAUAUCAUGUACCUCGUGAAUUAGCAUCGCAAAUUCCUCAGCCACAAGUAACUGCUACUUUGGAUGUCAAUUUUGAUGUCAAUUGGGAAUCUGCUCCUCGUCAAUUUGUUUACAGAACAACAAUGACUGGCAGUCGUCGACACGGAGUGUUAUUGAAUCCAGAGCAGGUUACAAGACGUGAACAAUUACCUAGUAUGGCACCUCAAGUGCCUAGAGAAGAACGUAGACGUAGGCGUGCUAAUCCUACAGAUUAUCGUCGUACAGUUUAUAGGCAUGGUAUAUGGGCUACUUCAUUACCUGACAUAUUUGGGCGUUUUCGUGAAUGUAGCGCUGAUUAUUAUAGAAGACAACCACAACAAUUAGAUCGUCUUAUACCAUGGUUAAAUAGAGAGUUGCAAGUUUUACUUAAUAAUGAACCAACCCAUGUUGCUUAUGUGUUGAGUAUAAUAAUGGAGGCCUUAACUCAAUAUGAUAUUAGAAGUCCAGAAUUUCGGAAUAUUGUCCGACCCUUUUUCGCUAUACAUACAGAUCAUUUUGCACACGAAUUGUUAAAUUUUGCCCAAACCAAUUUUGAUUUAGUGGGAUAUGAUCAAUCUGUUACUUAUUUGCCACGUGGUUUAUCAAAUGAGUAUGCAACUCGUAUUGAAUCACCUACAUCCAGUAGCAGUAGCAGUAGCAGCAGUAGUCUUGUCUUUGACAACUCUGAUGUACGAAUACUUGCUGAAGCAAUCGAUUUGAGAAUAAACGCUGAAAUGCCGAAUACCUUACCACAUCCUAUUAGCAUGCCAGGUCCUAGUGCAGCAGGACAGAUGUUUCGCAGAGUAGAAACAUCUAAUACUGUACCAGAACUGUUAAUCGUUUCAUCGAGUUCCUCUGAAUCAGAUUGUGAAAUAAUUGGUUAUGUAAAACCACGUCAUGAAAGAACACCAAAAAUCAUAGAGUUACUUUCUUCUGACACUGAGCAUGUGUGUGUUUCUCAUACAUUGAAUGGAAAUAUGCAAUCAACUACAAGAAGAACAUAUUUGGAAAAUACAUCAUUACCAAGUACGUCUUAUGUCAAGGAGACGAAAGGAUCGUCUUCGUCAUCUUACUCAGUGUCAAGUACUGAUGUUUUAUCUGACAAUGAUAACAAUCCGAGAUCAAGUAGACGAAACCGUUCAAAGAAAUCAGAAAAAAAAGCACAAAAGUAUAAAAGAUCAGAUGGGACAGGAAGCCGAAAUAAAUCAUCUAAAAAAAAGAGAAUAUCCAGUUCUAGUGAUUCUAGCUCAUCUGAAAGUUUAUUAAAGGAAUGUAACGAAAAACGAUUGAAAAAGCCAAGAUAUAGAGUACAGGCUAAAGGUACAGGACGAAUAAAACUUAUUAAAAGAGAAGAAAGCUAUUCAGAUGAGGAUUCAUCUAGUAGUGACAGUAGUAGCACAGAGACUGAUAACAAAAUGAAAACCAAGAAGUGUUACAGAGAAUAUAAAUCGAAAAGAGAUUGUUCCUCUAGCGUAACAAACGAUUAUACAGCGAAAAGUGGAAAAACAACGAGAAAUGAAGAGAAAGCUUUUAAUUUGGAAAAGUUAAAGUCUAAGAAUAAAGAUCCGAAGUACUGCGAAAACAGACAAUCUAGAUCUAGAAGUAACAGUAUAUCUUCUAACGCUUCUGAACGAGAUAAAAGGCCGAACCAUAAGCACCGCGAAUGUCGAAAUACGAACGAGUUUGGAAGUCAAGACGAUAGUGCCUCAAUAAAUAAAGAUAUGUCAAGAAGUGAAUAUAAGUCUAAAUCAAAAAAGAAAAUUUGUUAUUCUUCAGAUUCGGAAGAUGAUUGUUUAAGAUCUUGUAGUCAGUGUAGUGAUUAUUCCAAUAAAUCCUAUUCGCAUUGGAAAAAAUCAAAACGUAAAGAAAAGCAUAAAGAUAAGGAGCGCUAUAGAUCCAGUAGCAGAAUAUUUAAUUUAUCACAAUCCAAUGCAAGUACAAUUUUAACAAUGUCUAUAUCAUCGAAAAAUGACAUGUAUCCGACGAAACAUUCCGAUCGUAACGGUUCCGAUUGUAAAGAAAAACAUAAAUUACGCAAAGAAUCUAAAUAUAGAAAAUCCGAAAAUGAAAAAAAGUCGAGACCAAAGAAAAAGAAGCGACGUCUUCAAUCUUCUUCCACUUCGGGAUAA
This is a messenger RNA of Trachymyrmex septentrionalis, 4177 nucleotides long. RefSeq names its product E3 ubiquitin-protein ligase Topors-like. Gene Ontology annotation, molecular function: metal ion binding; ubiquitin protein ligase activity; guanyl-nucleotide exchange factor activity. Gene Ontology annotation, biological process: protein polyubiquitination; intracellular signal transduction; protein monoubiquitination. The record is from RefSeq and is a predicted model, not a curated record. NCBI's taxonomy places the organism in Eukaryota, Metazoa, Arthropoda, Insecta, Hymenoptera, Formicidae. Bases 35 to 4177 code for a protein of 1380 amino acids. The transcript is spliced from 15 exons.